UCUCCUGUGUUAAACUGCUGACUUCAUGACCUGGAAGAGCUGGAAAAGAGAGAGACAAGGUUAGCACCAAGACCUUUUAAAGAAGACAUUUCUAACAUAAAUUGGAGCAGAAAACGUGCAAAGUGGUGCAAAAAAAAAAGUCACCAGAAUGCAAGAAAUGAAGUGUCUCAGUACUCCUCAGGACUAAGUGCAUCCAGCCACAUGAAAUCUCUCUUUGUGUGGUCGCCAGGGCACAGCUUCUGUUAUCCAUUUUAUUUUUAGUACAUGGAAGAAGGACGACAUUUUCGAGGUCUGUAAUUUCACAUAAAAAGAAAAACUACAGAGCAAGAGGAGAGGGAUCAAUUUUUAAGAAAUAAAACUCAAAAUGUGUGAGUUUAGGCUCAGAUGUUAAAACAAAAAUAUACAAGAAUAAACAAUGAAAUUUUGGGGUUUCAUUGCGCAAGGCUGGUUCAAUCUCCUCAGCCUGCACGUCUGUGGAUGUAUAUUGAAUAUAUGGAGGUUAUAAUUUCCUUCAUAUAGCCUUUAAUUUGAUUACAUUUCUUUCUGAUUUCUUGAAUAUGUAUGACUUCAUAAUAGUAGAAAAUUUUAUGUUUUUCUCUGAUUAUCGUUUUUACUAAUUUUGACUUUAAACUCAGAAGCUUUGAGGAUAUUUUUGUCAUAAUUUUACGGCUUGUCAUGAAUAUUACCCCUUCUGAAGAUGUCAUUAUAUCGUUAUUUAUUUCUGUAUUUUAUUAAUAAUGUUUGUAAUGCAGCAUUAGAAAAUUGAGAAGCUUUUGAACUUUAAAAAAAAAAAUCCACAUUAAUGAUGUGAAAUGCCUCCAUCACUGUUGACUGUAGGCAGACUAGUUCUUUUGUUUCAUAUCUUAUUCUGCCCCCUGCUGGUAGGAAACUGCAUCAGUGAGCUGUGUAGGUAAUUACACUAUAUUGCCACAAGUAUUUGUUCAUCUGGCUUCACGUGCAUAUGAACUUAAUCCAUAUUAUUGAAUAUGUCGGCCAGCCCACCCACCCUUUGCAGGUAAACACCAUCAGCUCUUCUGGGUAUUUUGGGAUACACAAGAUGUCUGUGAAGGUUCUCAGUCAUCCAGGUCAUCGUAGUCAAAGGAGCUUGCAAAGAAAAGCGUCUGGACUUCUUUACUGAUGGGUUCACUUGCAGAAGUUAAGACAUUUUAUUACACUGAGAAAUAUAAAGGUGCUAACUAUUGCAAAAAAUUGUGAUGCUAUAAAAGAAUGAUUUUCAUUUCAAAAUAAAUAAAAUAGCUGUGACAGACUGGCGGCCUGACCAGGCUGUACCCUGCCUCUCGCUCUGUUGCAGCUGGGAAGACUCCAGUAAGUAAAGCUGCCUUUUGUCUGUUUUGGGAGUGUUUUCUUUGUAGCACAUGCCUAAGCCAAGCUGUAUUUUGCCGAUGUGUGGGCACCGGACCAACACAAAGAAAAACAACCAUCCUCACUUUCAUCUUCUUGCUUGCUUCUUUAGUUAGGUUAAAAUUAUUACCUAAAAUGUUGCAGCCACAGUACUAAUAGUGAGAUAUUAUUUCUCCCUUAUUAGUUUGUCUUCGCCCUUUUAACCUAGAACUGAAUUUAAAAUCCUUCUUCUCAGAUAUAAAAUCCUGAAUGGCCAGGCUUUAUAGUAAAGACCUCAUAGAAUCAACAGAGCACCUCACUGGGAUACAGGCUUAUUCGUGGAUCACAGAGUUUCUAAAAGUAGAAUCAGAGGCAGAUCCUUCAGCUUUCAGGCCCGUCUUUUGCAUGCAGGAGACAGACGCUCUCAACUUUGAAGAUCAGGUUUCAAACUUUCCUUUUUGGUUACUGCUGGAUCAGAUGAUGCUGAUCACCAGGUGUCAAGUCAUUUCUCAUUAAAAAGGAGCUUUUCCUCCUCAGCAUCACCAAUUGCUACUCACAGCGGAUUAUCCAAUUGUUGGGGUUCUCGUGGUGCACUUGGGUCAAAGCACAGGGAGCUGGCCACUGCUUCUGAUUUAUACGCUGGGUUAAAUGCUGAGAAGGAGUUUCCCUCCAAGGAUCAUUAAAGAUAUCCUUGUUCAUUUUCCACAUGUCAUCAAGGCUUCUGUUCACUAUUUACUCAUUUUCAAGCUGCCCUAUCAUUAGAUGCUACAAACUUUGAAUUAAUAUUUUAUGCAGGAAUCAUUCUUUAAUGACUGCAUUUGUGUUUGUAUCUUACCUAUACUGAUAACUUUGUGACCAAUAUUCUAAAAUUUAAUAUAAUUAUAGUUUUCAGGCAUUCCAACAGAUUGUUUCUUGGCUUUUGUUUUAGUAGUGAUGUCUUAUCUGAAACCGCACCCACUUCUGAAAUGUACCAACUGUCCAUCCAUACAGAGAUCAGUUCAAUGGAAUAUUUGGGUUUCCAAAUAGACCAGGGAGCACAGGUUUGUCCACUGUCUGCCCUGCUUGCUCAGUUAUAACACUAUAUGCCCUUCAGGAUAUCUCGAGAUCUUGCUCUUGAUAGUAAAUGUUAUACGGACUGGUUUGCUUUCCUACAUUACAUGACCACUCAGAGCACUUUGAGUGUUCUGGCCAUGAUUUACUGCAAAACUGGAGAUUGCAUAAAAUUAUACUCACAUUACAGCCUAUAAAGCUUAAAACAUACACAUAUUGCAUAUAGAGUAUAUACAAAAAUGUUCCUAUAUUUUUUCCAUACCUGGACCAAUUUGUGUAAAAACAGGGGUGUCUAUUCCACCUCUCUUCUUACUGUUAGUGUGUUAGUUUUAUCCACUUUUAUUUUUAUUUCAUGUCAUUUGCUACAUUUUUCUGUUCAGUAUCCCAUCAUCGUUUUCAGCACUAAUGUAAUCGCAGAAAAAUUGUACACAGCACGGCGAAGACUGAUUACAAAGCUCAGUCUUUCCAGAGUGAUAAAAUAUUUACGCGGAUCGAUUUAACACACCUUAAAGGACCUGGUGCGACCUGGACGCAGUUUACACAUCAAAAUUUAAAUACCCACUCAGAGCCUGUUAGCGGGGCAGACGUGCCAGCCAUCCUGUGUGAAGUUGCGUCUCCACCUUUCUCACCGCAGAGCGCCUUGAACGGCACACUCCCCUCUGAACAAAGUCAGAACAGCCGCAGGACACAUCGGCACAUGAGCAGGCACUGACUCCUUUGCAGGCACUGACUCCAGGGACUGGAGGAGCUUCAUCAUGACAUAUGGCAAGAUUCUUCACCAGCCUGAGGGUUGCUUCAUUAAUGUCAACGUUGGAGGUUUCAAGCAGCGAAUGGACCUCACCGUCCUGAAACGAUUCCCGCAGACACGACUGGCUCGUCUUCUGUGCUGCAGAUCCAAAGAAGCUAUCCUGGAGCUCUGUGAUGAUUUCAGUCCCUCUGAAAUGGAAUACUACUUUGACCGCAACCCAAGUUUUUUCUGUUACAUUCUCAACUUUUAUCUUACAGGGAAAAUCCACCUGGUCGACGGGCUAUGUGUGGUCUCAUUCUUCCAAGAAAUUGAAUAUUGGGGAAUCAAGGAGCGUCACCUGGACUUCUGCUGCAGCACCAAGUUCCACGACCUGAUGGAUCUUGCUGAGGAUGGAAUCUGGGAUCAGAGGAGCGACGAGGUGCAGCUCAAUAGCUCUGGCUCUUCUAUUACUGAUCUGUCUGUUUUGGAGGAUGACGAACAAAUGUUUGAAGGCUCCUGGUGUGCAAAUGUCCGCCGGAGUGUUUGGAUUCGACUUGAGAAUCCAGGUUCCUCCACAUCAGCCAAAGUUAUGGCUGUAGCAUCCCUCGCUGUAGUCAUCACCUCCAUCGUGGCCAUGUGUGUUCACAGCAUGCCGGACUUCCAUCAGGUGGAUCCUGCUGAAAAAAAAAUAGAAAAUCCAGUGCUGACCUUUUUUGAGAGCCUGUGCGUCGUGUUUUUCUCUGCAGAGUUUAUUCUUCGCUUGGUUGUUUCACCAUCAGCCAGGAAGUUCAUGUGCAGCCCUCUUAACAUUAUCGAUCUAUUGUCAGUCAUGCCCUUCUAUGUCACUAUCCUGUGUGACCUAAUGAACGAGGGUGAGAGCACAGACCUGGAGAACGUUGGCAAAGUUGUGCAGAUCUUGAGGCUGAUGCGAGUGUUUCGUGUUUUAAAACUGGCUCGUCACUCAGCUGGCCUUCGCUCUCUUGGUGCCACCUUACGGCACAGCUCCCGUGAAGUGGGGCUGCUGGUGCUUUUCCUGUCUGUGGGCAUUUCCGUGUUUUCCUCCCUCAUUUACUGUGUGGAGAAAGACUCUCAAGAUUCUGAGUUGCAGACUAUCCCUAUUGGCUGGUGGUGGGCCACCAUUAGCAUGACGACAGUCGGCUAUGGAGACACUUUACCUGUUACUUUGGCUGGGAAGCUCAUAGGAACUCUGUGCAUCAUCUGCGGGCUGCUGAUUGUGGCUCUGCCCAUUACUAACAUCUUUAACAAGUUCUCCAAGUUCUAUCAGAAGCAAAGACACUUAGAGCUCAAGCCAAGCAAUAACUGCACCAGCAUGCACAACUAAAGAACAGCAUCUAAAGUCUUACCCCUACAGUCUCAUUCAUGAUUUAACUUUACAUCGGCAGGUUUAAGAUUUCUUCAUCGUCUUCCAUGCGCAAGAUAAAAGGGUU
This is a messenger RNA of Haplochromis burtoni (Burton's mouthbrooder), 4566 nucleotides long. Its product is annotated as potassium voltage-gated channel subfamily S member 3. Gene Ontology annotation, biological process: potassium ion transmembrane transport; protein homooligomerization. Gene Ontology annotation, molecular function: voltage-gated potassium channel activity; protein binding. Gene Ontology annotation, cellular component: membrane; voltage-gated potassium channel complex. Bases 3147 to 4460 code for a protein of 437 amino acids. Lineage: Eukaryota; Metazoa; Chordata; Actinopteri; Cichliformes; Cichlidae. The record is from RefSeq and is a predicted model, not a curated record. The transcript has 2 exons.